UACUAAUAGACCAAGGGGCAUAAACUGUAAAUACAGAGCGAUGAGACUUAUUGAGCUCGUUCGGUGCGGCCGGCCGGUGGUGGUGGAGGAUUCUCCUUUACCUUUCACUUCGUCCGAAGAACCGGAGAAGCGGCGGCGGGAACAGCCGGGAGCACAUAGUGGAGCUUAUUCGACAUGGCGGCCUUCGCUUGGCUCCAUCUCAGAGGACGGCCUGAAUCUUAUUCCUUCGGCGAAGUCUACGCCUUCGCCGGCUAAGGUCGGGAAGAAUCCGGACAAGGGGAGGCCAAGGAGAGCGGCCACCGCUCGCCGGAGGGAGAGGGAUUUCUCCAGGCAUUAUGACGUACCAGCCGUGUUUCCUGCUUUUCCUCCAACACUCUUCAUGUUCUGAUGUGAAGAUUGAGAAGAAAUAAAAGGAAAAAAUGAGAUGAAAGAAAGCUAUUAAAUCAUCUUACUUUGCAUAGAUGUUUGAAUCUCAUGAGUAAGUCGAAUGCAAUGGACUCCUACACAAGAGAUUGAGACACUUUGAUGAACUCUGUUGGGAAAAGGCAUAUAUGACCAUGUUGAAGAAAUUUCAGACCAGAGAAAAGUGUCAAAAUACUUUCCGAUUAUUUACACGAGCCUUUUUAAUCACGGAGUUAUAUAAGUGUCAAAAUAAUUUCUGAUUAUGUUAAAAUUGAAUUUUAAUAAUUCUCAACGGGGACUAUUUCAAACUCAAUUUUAAGAGUUUAGAAACUAUUUUAACACUUCUAUAAUUUUUAAGACAAAAACGGCUCAAUGUAAAUAAGCAGGAACUAUUCAUGCAAUUAACUUUCAGAGUUCGAGGGGCCUAUGAAGUUAUCAUUAUUAGUUAGUUAUACUUCACUAUAUUGGAACUACUUGAUAUAUUUUUGUUGUCUUUCUUAGCCUCUGUUAUAGUUAUAUUUGUACAGAUACUAUGAAAUAUAAUGUAAGAAAUGUUUGCAGUUAAUCCACAAAUCUUUAU
This is a messenger RNA of Phalaenopsis equestris, 982 nucleotides long. RefSeq lists its product as uncharacterized. Lineage: Eukaryota; Viridiplantae; Streptophyta; Magnoliopsida; Asparagales; Orchidaceae. Bases 41 to 388 code for a protein of 115 amino acids. The record is from RefSeq and is a predicted model, not a curated record. The transcript has 2 exons.